Molecule: messenger RNA, 633 nt
Organism: Grammomys surdaster
Lineage: Eukaryota; Metazoa; Chordata; Mammalia; Rodentia; Muridae
Product: optic atrophy 3 protein-like
Exons: 2
Coding region: 1-633 (210 amino acids)
Biological process (GO): regulation of lipid metabolic process
Cellular component (GO): mitochondrion
Source: RefSeq, a predicted model, not a curated record
AUGGAGCCAGGGCUCGAGCCUGAUGAGGAUGUAGACAAGGUCACCUGCCCAUCAUUGGACCGCCUCCUUCCUUUGGUGGACACAGGCCACCGUGAGCCUUGCCUCAGCCAACUCCGACCCUUCGACCCUUGUCUCCCUGCAGUGUACCACUGGGUGGAGAUGCGGACCAAGAUGCGCAUCAUGGGCUUCCAUGCUGAGGCCAUCAAGCCGCUGAAUGAGGACGCAGCGGCAGAGCUGGGUGCAAACCUGCUAGGCGAAACCAUCAUCUUCGCCACUGCGGGCAGCUGUCUACUGCUGGAGUUCUGGCGCCAGAAGUCAUCUAAACACCGCAAGGAAGUGGCGCGUGCGGCCACGGUGCAGUCGCUGCGGGAGGAUGUGGACAACCUGGAGGACGUGCUGGAUGAGUUGCAGGUGCAGGUGCAGGCAGCAUUGCCCAGGAACGCACUGGAUGAACUGCGGGCAGAGCUGCGGGCGGAGCUGCGGGAGGAGCUGCGGGCAGAGCUGCGAGCAGAGCUGCAAGAGGAGCUGCAGGCGAAGUUUCAAGUGGAGCUGCAGGCGUUCAGAACCCAGAUCAGUGAAGAUCGCUUUGAGCCAGAGCUCCAGCCUGAGCCCCAGUGCCCUGAGGCCAAGUAG